AUGACAGGGCUUGUAGGCAUCCUCGUGCUGCAGGCCACACCUCCACCUGGAGGCCUGUGCACAGCAGAGAAGCCACCUAAAGGAGAGUCCCACGAGAGUGAAGAAUGUGGCAAAGCCUGCGGAUACUGGGAGGGUCUUGUCAGGUGUCAGAGGACCCGUGAGGAUCUCUUCAGUGCUAUAAAUGUUCGUGUGAGCUCAGCUCUCAUCAAACAGAAACAAAUUCAUCUUGGACGGGAGUGCACACAUACUCCUGAGGUCCACACCAAGGAGGAACAGGAGGCUCUGAGUGUAGUGAAGGUGGAGGAAGAGAAGGACCCUUCCUGGGAGCAGAAGCCUGGAUGGCUGGGGGAGGUGCACCUUUAUCAGGAGGUCUUACGCCAGCGCUUCGGGCUCUUCCGUUACCAGGAGACGCCUGGGCCCCGUGAGGCGCUGCGCCGGCUCUGCGAGCUGGGCCACCAGUGGCUGACCCCAGAAACACACCCCAAGGAGCAGAUCCUGGGGCUGCUGGUGCUGGAGCAGUUCCUGACCAUCCUGCCCGCCGAGCUCCAGGCCUGGGUGCGGGGACAGCACCCGGAGAGCCGGGAGCAGGCGGUGACCGUGUUGGAGAGUUUGGAGACAGCACACAACAGGUGGGGAAAGGUUGAAGCCAAGCUCUACAAACAAGGACGUGGGACCUGUGAGCCUUGCAGAUCAGCCCUGACCGUCCAGCCAAAGUGUGAUCCUUGGGAGCACAGGCUUGUGCAAGAGAACAAAGCCUCAAAAUUGGUGAAUUUGCUCCAAAGCCAAGUUCCGCGGAAAGGAGCACAUUGGAUGUUUUCUAGGAUGCAAGAUGUGGAGAAACUUCAAUGUGAGGGCAAAUCAGGACAGCAAAAGGUCGACCCCAUAAGAGUAAAACAACACAAAUGUAAGGAGUGUGGGCAGGCCUUUGCUCAGAGCUCAGGGGUGGUUUGCCCCUGGAGAAUCCAUACUCAGGAAAAACCCUAUCAAUGUAACCAGUGUGGGAAUGCUGUCAGUUAUAAAUCAGCCCUUCUUUCACACCAGGAAAUUCAUAAUAAAAUAAAACGAUAUCGGUAUAAUGAAUGGGUGAAGGCCUUCAGUCAAGACACAGGCCUGGUUCGUCAUCGGAGAAUCCAUACUGGGAAGAGACCCUCUGGGUGUAAAGAGUGCAGUAAAUCAUUUAGGCAAAGCUCACACCUUAUUGGACAUCUGAGGGUCCACACAGAGAAGUCCUUCAGAUGUCAUGGAUGUGGGAGGGCCUUCAGUCAGGGGUCGGGACUCAAGGAGCAUCAGAGAAGCCACACAGGAGAGAGACCCUACCUGUGUAAGGAAUGGGGGAGAGCUUCCCGAGGGGGCACCAGCCUUACUCCACACCUGAGGAUCCACAAUGGGGAGAAGCCCCAUCAGUGUGAGGAGUGUGGACGAGCCUUCAUUCAGAGGUCAAGACUUGUUCAUCAUCAGGGGAUCCACAGAGGGCAGAAGUCUGCGUUUGUGUCCUAACUGUAAGAAAGCCUUUAAUCAUGCAUCCGGCCUUACUGAACCACUCUAGAAAGCUAUGCUGAAUACAGACCCUAUCGCUGUGUGGUAAGUUCGGGAUGUCAGGAUGUGGUGUGUCCAUUCCAUUGUUAUUCUAGGCCGUGAGACAGUCUGAUGUCACACAUCCGGUUGAAAGAUCUGGCGGCAUCAGGGGAACAGACUGCUCGCAUCCUGCCUGACUCUGCAGGGAAUGCUGCCCUGCCUCCUGCUCCUCCAGUCUCCUCCCUUGUGGUCCGUCUGCCCUUCUGCUUCCUGAAGUCCCUGUCAUCACAUACCCUGACUAUCCCGACGACCCAGAGACUCGCAUGUUAUGGGCAGAGGACCACAAAGAUGUCAUGUGUGUUCCCUGCAGAGAACUUAGCAGGCUGCAUGGGGAUAUGUGAUGCUGUUUUUAAAGUUACAUAAAUGAGGGGUGAACUAGGGAGAAGUUUUCAAAUGACUGCUCAGUGAGGUAAUUUGCCCUUUUGUUCAUCUCCCCUUCACCCUGUUGGUGCCAGGGGUGGGGGGCCACCUGCCCUCAUGUUCUGAGGAUGGACAAACAGGUGACACCUGGUGCCGGACGGAGGUACACUCUCAGCACGACAUCCAGGGCCACAGGGGAGCAUGAGGAACAAACUGGGACUUUGGGAUGCAGGCUUUGCAGUAACAAGAGGACGAGGUGGCCCCGAUUUCUUGGGAGGAUGUG
This is a messenger RNA of Panthera uncia (snow leopard), 2218 nucleotides long. RefSeq names its product zinc finger and SCAN domain-containing protein 31-like. Gene Ontology annotation, cellular component: nucleus. NCBI's taxonomy places the organism in Eukaryota, Metazoa, Chordata, Mammalia, Carnivora, Felidae. Gene Ontology annotation, biological process: regulation of transcription by RNA polymerase II. The record is from RefSeq and is a predicted model, not a curated record. Gene Ontology annotation, molecular function: RNA polymerase II cis-regulatory region sequence-specific DNA binding; DNA-binding transcription activator activity, RNA polymerase II-specific.